Messenger RNA from Microcebus murinus (gray mouse lemur), 7559 nucleotides. Lineage: Eukaryota; Metazoa; Chordata; Mammalia; Primates; Cheirogaleidae. The record is from RefSeq and is a predicted model, not a curated record.
ACUACUGACCUCGAGCAAUCCACCCGUCUCAGCCUCCCAGAGCGCUAGGAUUACAGGCGUGAGCCACCGCGCCUAGCCAAGCAAUAUGUUUUACUAAGUGCCAAGGAGAAAAAUAAAGUAGGGUAGGGGGGAUAGGAAGUUAUGGGAGGUGGGGGGUGACCAGGGAAGGCCUCCAGGAAGGUGACUUUUGAGUCAAGGCUUAAAGGAAGUGGGGCAGUGAAGCACAAGGCUAUCUGGAGGAAAGCACAUUCCAGACAGAGGGAACAACAAGAGGUAGAGCAUGUCUGGUAGCCAUGCGCAGAUUCCCCACCUCAGUGGCACCUCUGAGGUACAAGCAGUCAAGAGGAGAGAAACAGAACAAACAAAACAUUUAAAACCACAGAGCCACCAAACUUACCACAAAGCCCGAUUUCUGCCUCUUUUUCUUCAACACUUCUCCCUACCGUUUUCUGGGGCCGAGUUCCAAGAUCUAGGUACUGCCAGUCAUUAGCUCAUUUAAUCUUUACAACUGCCCCACAGAGUGAGACCUAUUCAUCACUCCCCCCUUAUAGACAAGGAAACUGAGUAUAAAGACGCUACGUAACUUGCCCAGGGUCACAAAGCUAGUAUCUUCUCCACCUCCCAUCAGCCCUUGCAAGGCAGUAGCCAGGCAUAGGGCACUGGAACUCAGGAGAGCUGAGUCCAAACCCCAACUUGGUUAGCGCUUGGUUCCCUCGACCUGAAAGGGAGGAGUUUGGAGUAUUCAAUUUCUCUACACCAGAAUCCUCACUGUGGUCACUGAGUGUUGGAAUGAGGUGAUGCAGAUAAAAUGCUUAGCACUACACUUUGCACAUAAUAAGUAUUUCAUAAAUGGCAGCUACAGAGACCAUGAUGAUGAUGAUUCUGGGUGAUGUCCAAUGGCCAGUCCAGCUUCGUAUCUUUGUUGUUCUAAGAAGCCCUGUCAGGCCUUGUUCAAGUAUUGUAGCAGUCAGGUAGCCACCAAGCACACCGAAUAUGGUGUGGGUGAGCAGGGCUGGCCAAGGGGGUGAACGGGGACUGGAAUUGAACCUCAACUUUGUUCACCUGUGCAGGCUGCUAUCUCCUGGGGGAAGGGGCCUUCUAAUUUUCAGAAAAGCACCCGAUGGGAUAUUGGUGCCCUAGCAGGGGACUUCAUUGUGGUAUGGUGAAGUCAUCAGGAACACAGGCUUUGGAGCCAGACUUCCUGGGAUCAGAUCCCAGCCUUGCUACUAACUGGUCAUAUGGCCUUGGGCAUCUCUAGCAUCUCUGAACCAUAGUCUGUCAUUUUAAAGUAGGGAAGCUAACUUUUACCUUUCAGAGUAGUGAUGAGGAGCAAAUGAGAUGCUAUUAAUACAAAUAAAGCACUGACUCUUGGGGUCCCAGUGGGCCAGUGGCUGUCAUGGAAGGGAGUGGGAGGCCUGAACACUAGCCAUGGGAUUCCCAAAUUGUCCACGAUUCAGCAGCUGACAAGAAAGCAUUUGACCCUGAUCUAUGCCUGACAGUCAGGGUUGUUAAAACUUUUGAAUAUCACCCCUGUUUACCACCUUCCUUCUUCCUAUCCAGGAUAGAUGUCAGAAAAAUCUUUUGGGGCAUGUGAGAUGGGGUAUGUGUGAGGGGAACGCCUCUGAAUCCAGAUAGUAUGUGUGAUAAGUGGGAAAAGAACAUUUUUCAGGGGAUUGUAUGAGGGACUCCUGAUGCAGGAUACCUGUUGGGACAUGUGUGACUCAGGGCAUUUGGAAGAUGCCCCCAAAGAGAGGCGAGAGCUCCCAGGCUUCGUGGAGGGCAGAUAAGAAGGGCUCAAGAGCUCUGCUCUCAGGUCAGCAGGCCUGGAUCUGCGAACAGACUUCCCUCACCUGUUAUCACCAGGUCUGUGUGACUUUGGAUGAGCCGCCCAGCAAGAGGUGAGAAAGAACAGGCCCAGCAGAAGGGACUCGCUGAGCCACCGCCCGCUCUGCUCCAUGUUGGCUGUGCUCUCAGGCUGGCGCCAUGCCCCCUCCUGCAGAGGUGACGGACCCGUCCCACGCCCCUGCCGUCCUGCGCCAGCUCAAUGAGCAGCGGCUCCGUGGCCUCUUCUGUGACGUCACCCUCAUAGCUGGAGACACCAAGUUCCCUGCUCACCGCAGUGUCCUGGCUGCUUCAAGUCCCUUUUUCAGAGAGGCUCUGCUCGCUUCAGCCCCACUGCCCCUCCCACCAAUUACUGGGGGCUCAGCUCCCAACCCUGCUGCCACCACAGCUGCCUCUUCUUCUUCCUCUUCUUCCUCCUCUUCCUCCUCCUCCUCCUCCUCUUCCUCCUCCUCCUCUCCCCCUCCAGCCUCUCCCCCUGCUUCAUCCCCACCCCGAGUCCUGGAACUGCCAGGGGUCCCAGCAGCUGCCUUUUCUGAUGUCCUCAAUUUCAUCUAUAGUGCCCGGCUUGCACUACCUGGUGGCGGAGGGGACGGGGCAGCUGUAGCAGAGAUCGGAGCUUUGGGACGUCGGCUGGGCAUCUCCCGCCUGCAGGGCCUGGGGGAGGGAGGCGAUGCCUGGGUCCCUCCCACCCCAGCCUCCAUGGCCACCUCACAUCCUGAAGACAACAGCUUCGGGCCUGGGCCUAGACCAGCUGUGGAGUGGGAGGGUGACGGGGCUGAGGCCCAGGGCCCUGACUUACAUCCCCCAUUGUCCCGGCGGCCCCUCCCCUGCCCCCGAUGUGGAAAAAGCUUUAUCCAUCCCAAGCGGCUGCAGACCCAUGAGGCCCAGUGCCGACGGGGUGUCAGCACUCGGGGGUCUACAGGGCUGGGGGCCGGGGGCUCUGGCCCCGGUGGUCCUGCAGGAGUGGAUGCCUCAGCUCUGCCCCCGCCCGUGGGCUUCCGAGGCGGCCCCGAGCACGUGGUGAAGGUGGUGGGCGGCCACGUGCUGUACGUGUGUGCGGCCUGCGAGCGGUCCUACGUGACGCUGUCCAGCCUGAAGCGACACAGCAACGUGCACUCAUGGCGGAGGAAGUACCCCUGCCGCUACUGCGAGAAGGUGUUCGCCCUCGCUGAGUACCGCACUAAGCACGAGGUGUGGCACACCGGGGAGCGCAGGUACCAGUGCAUCUUCUGCUGGGAGACCUUUGUCACUUAUUAUAACCUGAAGACCCACCAGCGAGCCUUCCAUGGCAUUAGCCCGGGCCUCCUAGCCAGUGAGAAGACACCCAAUGGAGGCUACAAGCCCAAGCUCAAUACUCUCAAGCUGUACCGCCUACUCCCCAUGCGGGCAGCCAAGCGGCCCUACAAGACCUACAGCCAGGGAGCUCCAGAGGGCCCCCUUUCUCCAAACCUCAACACACCGGCCCCUGUGGCAAUGCCAGCCAGCCCACCACCCAGACCUCCACCUGUCCCAGAGCCUGGCCCCCCACCCUCUGUCAUCACCUUUGCUCACCCAGCCCCCUCUGUCAUUGUCCAUGGGGGCAGUAGCAGUGGUGGAGCGGGGGGUGGGCCGGCCAGCACGGGAGGGUCCCAGGCUGCCUCGGUCAUCACUUACACUGCUCCCCCGAGGCCUCCCAAGAAACGGGAGUACCCACCUCCUCCCCCAGAGCCUGCAGCCACACCCACCAGCCCAGUCACAGUGGUCAGCCCAGCCACGGCUGCAGGGCCAGCCACGGCCACCACCACAGAGGAGGCCAAGGGCCGGAAUCCACGGGCUGGGAGGACUCUGACUUACACAGCCAAGCCAGUGGGCGGGAUUGGCGGGGGCGGGGGUCCCCCUGCAGGGCCGGGCCGGGGCCCCUCUCAGCUACAGGCUCCACCUCCACUGUGUCAGAUCACUGUGCGAAUCGGGGAGGAGGCCAUUGUCAAGCGCCGCAUCUCAGAAACUGACCUGCGUCCUGGGGAGCUGAGUGGAGACGAGGUGGAGGAGAGUGAGGACGAUGAAGAGGAGGAGGAAGACGAGGAGGAGGAGGACGAGGAGGAAUCAAAGGCUAGUGGGGAGGACCAGCUCUGGAGACCCUACUACUCGUACAAGCCUAAGCGCAAGCCUGGAGCUGCCGGAAGUGGCGGUGGUAGCAGUGGGCUGCCCCGAGGCCGCCGGCCACCACGUUGGAGGCAGAAGCUGGAACGGAGGAGCUGGGAGGAGACCUCAGCAGCCGAGAGCCCAGCAGGGCGUGCCCGCACUGAGCGGAGGCACCGCUGUGGGGACUGUGCCCAGACCUUCGGCACCCUGAGGAAGCUGCGAAAGCACCAGGAGGCCCAUGGUGGGGGCUCCCACAGCUCCCGGGCUGGACGGAGGCCUUCCACCCGCUUCACCUGCCCCCACUGCGCCAAGGUGUGCAAGACGGCAGCCGCUCUGAGCCGCCACGGGCAGAGGCAUGCUGCUGAGCGCCCAGGGGGCACCCCCACACCUGUCAUUGCCUAUUCCAAGGGCAGCGCUGGCACCAGGCCUAGGGAUGUCAAGGAGGAGGCCCCCCAAGAGAUGCAAGUCUCCUCAUCCAGCGGGGAGGCAGGUGGCGGGAAUGCUGCUGCUGAGGAAGCUUCCGAGACCGCCUCACUCCAGGACCCUGUCAUUUCAGGGGGUGAGGAGCCCCCGGUGGUGGCAGGAGGGGGCAACUAUGCAUACCCACCUGUGCAGGAAUUUCCACUGGCCCUCAUUGGGGGCAGCCGGGAUCCUGGCGGUGGCAGGGGGAAACUUGGGAGUGAGGGGCCAGGGGUUGCUGGUGAGGAGGACCGGAUAGAAGGGAUGGGGGCUGCCAAAGUCACCUUCUACCCUGAGCCCUACCCACUUGUCUAUGGCCCUCAGCUCCUUGCAGCCUACCCUUAUAACUUCAGCAACUUGGCUGCUCUCCCAGUUGCUCUCAACAUGGUCCUACCUGAUGAGAAAGGAGGGGGGGCCCUUCCCUUCCUACCAGGGGUCUUUGGCUACGCAGUGAAUCCUCAAGCGGCACCCCCUACUCCCCCAACACCACCCCCCCCAACUCUUCCUCCACCAGUUCCCCCUAAGGGAGAAGGGGAAAGGAAAGGGCUUGAGAGAACCCAAAAGGGAGAUGUGGGGUGAGCUCUGGGACCAGGUCCCCCUUUCACCAGAUGCCACCCUCCCUGAACCCUCCACCACUACCAGCUCUCUGGCCUCCCUGCCCCUUGGGAGCCCCUCCACACUCUUGUGCAGGGACUUGGGGGCUCCUGGAGCUCAGGGGUCAGGCUGCUUUGUGUGAGAUUGUAGUUUUCCCAUCUCCUGGGAAGGGAUCUUUGGUGGUUCCCCUCUCAAGCUUCCUCCAGGGAAUGGCCUCCAUGAGGGGCAGGGCCAACUCCCAUCCUUACUCCAGCCCUUCGGGCAACUGAGCAAUAUACUUAUCUGAAUCUCUACUCACGGCCCCCACCAGCUCUGAAUGUCUAACCUGCUCCUCUGAUUUGUAAACCUAGGGGGAAACCAUCUCUCUCACCUAAUGAUCCCCCCUUGUUCUGAAGCUUUCUCUAAGCCCUCCCCCGGAUGCUUCCUAGCACAUUCCAUUCUUUAUGGCCCAGGGCCUGGACCAGACCAUUGUGAAACCUGAACCCACACACCUGGGAGCGUGGCUUUGGAUUCCAUUCUUCCCAAGAGUGGGUUUCUCUGUCCUUGUCUCCUUUGCGUGAAGAUGCCAUGCCUUCCUUGGCUUCCAUGCCUUUGGAUCUUCCAUAUUCUUCCCCAAACCCCUAGACUUUGGAGAUGGCCUCUCCCAGUCCAGGUCAAGGAGGUGUUGGGGGGAGGGCUACCCCUCUGUUCAUAGCUGAGCACUUUCCCAGCCCAGGGUAGAGAAAUCUUGGCCCUAUCUUGACCCCCAAAUCCAGUGAUCCCCAGAUUCUUCCAAGGCAGAAGAGGUGAAUAGGUCAUACCUCUUCCUGUCUCUACCUAUGGCCUCUUCUGGGCUAAACCAGAUUUGGGGGCCAGGAGGGAAGAGCUCCAUGUGGGAUGGAGAAGGGAAUCUACUUUCUCCCUGUUUUUUUCCUGAUGGUUUCUCCCAGACUAGACCAAAUAGCCAGAAAAAAGAUGGGGGUCGGAUGGGUGGGUAAGCCCAAGAUUUGCACAUGACCUUCCAUCCUUACCUUUACCCUCAUCUUCCCUCACCAAUCACUCCAGAUGGUUUUGGGGGAGCCAUUCUAUUCUGCUGGUGGGCUUUGGGGUAUCCCCACCAACUUUCCCUCCAGAAUAGCACCUUAUACCCCGUCUUUGACUCAGUUCCCCACACCCAAAGAUCCCAGCCUAGGGAUGGGGUGCAGGGACGAUAGUCCCUAAUCCCUAAUUUGCACUAGUUAACCCUGGUCAGGGGUCCCUAUACUUCCUUCCAGUGGGGGAGAUGAAGAAAUGUUUGCUCCUAAUUCUCUUUGAAAACUGGGCCUCCCUGCUCUGUGAUUGGAUGAACAUUUCCCAUCCUACUCACCUCCCCACCAAAAAAACAGCUCACAAGGGAGAGCCUGUUUGGGGGAGCAAAUUUGACAAAUGGGAAUUAGUGGAGUGCUUGUUUAAAAAGGGGAAAAGUUGCUGUCUUCAAAUGGCAGCCUUUCCCCAGCUACUGUUUUAUUGGGCCAAGAUGGCUGCCCUUGCAGCAGUUGCUGGGAGGGCAAGAUCAUGGCUUCUGGAGGGAGGCGAGUUUAGAGGAUGGCCAGGAGCAUCCUGCCUCCCUCUACCCCUCCCAGCCCACAGGAAAGGGGAAGUUUUCGACAGGCUCCCUGAAUGUUAACCAUGGAGGAGACACUCCUUCAUUCCUCUGUCUCUUUGCACUUUUCUUGGUCUUGGCCACAGCCUGAGUGAAGAAUUUCCUACUGAAUGUACCAAGUUCCAAUUUUUAAGGGGGCGAAAAGUUUCAAACAGGGAAAAAUGCAAAAAAAAAAAAAAAAAAAUCACUAAAAAUUCUCACAAAUCUUGUUUCUGGCACUUUAGAAAAACUGCGAAAAAAUACAUAAUAAAGAAUACAUAUAUAUAUCUACACACAAAUUAUAUAUAUCUAUAUAUACAGCGGAACCACAAGAGAGACUGAGGAAGGCCUAGAGGCAGGGGCAGAUGUGAUGACAGUGCCCCUAUAUCCUUAACCUGUACUCCUCUGAGGCAAACAGGCAUGGGACAAUGGAAGGGGUUAAGGAUGGAUUGGGGAAUUUGAAUUUCAGAAUAGGUCAAAAUUCUAAAACUAUGGACAUUUUGGGAGAAUUGAGAUUGUAGACAAUUAUUAUUUUUUAAAUAUGAUUAAGGAAAAUAGCUUCCAGAAUUUGGUGGUUCUGGGCAACAAAUGAGAUUGUGGCUAAGUGGAGAUUAAAAUAUAUGUAUUUGAGCUGGGGAAUUUGAAUAUUGUGAGUUUCAGAUGUUGGAAAUACGGGAUUUUGCAGUUUUGUCUUUUGAAAAUGAUCAAGUCUUGUCAGUUUGUGCCCUCCUUCCCCACGUUCCCUGGGAAGAAGGGUGACGGCAGAGUGGGAAGGCCACUGGUUCUGUGCCACAGCACGCAAGAUUUAGAAUUCUACAGACUCUAGCUCUAUACGUAGUGAGGACCCAGAUUUAGAGAAACUGACCAGUAUUUAUCUCCGCAUUUGUGUGUGUGUCCAACUCUCUAGGCCAAUAAACCAACAAGACAAACAAACUGUGCUCCA